This is a messenger RNA of Symbiodinium sp. CCMP2456, 444 nucleotides long. Lineage: Eukaryota; Dinophyceae; Suessiales; Symbiodiniaceae. The record is from the annotation of a GenBank genome assembly.
AUGGCAAGCAAGCUUGGGUGGCUUGUGGCGCUCUGGGUUUGUGCAUGGCAAGCUGAACCUGUAUUGGCAGACCUUGUUGUGGAAACUGCCAAUGGGCCGGUCCAGGGCGUGUACCGGGACGUUGCAGAGAAGACAGCUUCAUGGUGGGGCCUUCCCUACGCUCAGCCACCGACCGAAGAGCGCCGUUUCCAGGCGCCUCAGCCGUUCCUGGGAUUUUGGACUGAGCCGCGCCAGGCCACGAGGAUACCACCAGAGUGCACGCAGUCGGCUGGACGGUCUGUCAGCGGCCAGGAGGAUUGCCUCUACUUGAAUGUCCAUGCCCCUGUGCCCGACGGAGCGACAUCCCGGCCCGUGCUCGUGUGGCUCUAUGGUGGUGGCUUCUCAGUCGGCGAUAGCUACUCCAUGGGUCUUUACGACGGCCAGCACUUGGCCUGGAAGCACGAG